AUGGGAUGCGCCAACAGCAAGCCCCUCCCCUUGAAGUGCACACGCCAGACGUGUCAUAAGGAAGGACAGUCGCGUUUCGACGGCUACUGUUGCCAUGGGUGUCGCCAAGGCUGGGGGUGCGGACCUUUGUGCACAAGCAACGUGUCAACGAAGUGCUGGCGGCCAGAGUGUCAAAAAGUGAAGGAUGAUGCCAUCGGAUAUUGCUGUAUGGGCUGCAAGCAGGGAACAGGAUGUGACAGCAGAUGCAAGAACCGGCCGGCAUUUAAAACGCCUGGCGCGCCUAGCAGGCCUGAGCCCAAGAAGGCUCCUGAGCCCAAGCCCGAGCCAGAGCUCUCGCGUGGCAUCAAGCUGUUGGAGUUCCAGGUGAGAGGCAGAGCGCCAGGCCGAGAAUUCGCAGCACAGAUCUCAUGCCAAGACCUCAAAGGUGCUAUCGUUGCAGCCCAAGUGGUCCAGCGACAGGAGUUGCCAUCAACUUGGGUCCAAUUUUCUGUCUAUCUGGCCAGCGUUGUCUUUGUAUAUCAUGAGGAUGAGGCCGAAGAAAGCAAUGCCCCAAAUGCUGUGGCUGCAGGGGGCGGCAUACACUUGGACCUCAAGAACGGGGUAUCUCUGCUUGGUGAAAACAUCCUGCCAAGCGCAAUCAUGACGGGAGAGGAGGGGAAGGGGAGCAAUAUGAGCAAUCAAAAACACCUCCGUGAAGAAGGGAGGAUGUCCUCACCAGGAGCAUAUGAGAUGCGGCCGUCCCUCUCAUUUGGGACAGCAGGUUCUCCCCUGCUUCAGUUCAGUGUGCAUUCAUCAACCUCUGGCCGGCAAUUCUCUGCCUACUUGGUGCUUGAAGAUGGGCAGGGCCAGACUCUGUCGAAAGUCGUGCUGCUGGACCGGAUUUCUUUGUCUUCCAAGCCAGAAGCAUUUUGCUUUCAUGCCUCACGGGUAGCAUUCGCGACUCACAACACUGCGAAGAGCGGUGAAGUCAUCUACAUUGACACUGUCAAGGGAGUCAGCUUCCUGGGUGAGAAUAUCCUUCCAACUUGUGCCCUGGUCGGACACAACUGGCCCUCGGACAAUGGCAGAUGGAGUUGGAUGCGAGAAAAGGGCUGGAUGUGCUGGGAAGGGCAAUAUGAAAUGAGAGCAUCUCCUUUUUUGGAUGACAUGAGCAGCCUUGCAGUAGAGAUGCCUGCGUAUUGGAAAGCGGAGGAUGGGCAAGUUUCUUCACGACGGAUUCAGGAGACCGCAGGAACCUGCAAAGCCAUACAAUCCCUGAUGGAUAGCACCUGGAAGGCCACCGUGACAAGAGACAGGGCAAAGGAAGACGAGGAGGGACAUGGCCGCAGCGUCAAACAGUUCGAAGUCGUACAGGUCUUGCGGAAUGAGAACCCUAGUCUUUGGGCGGCAUACUGGCGCCAGCGAGAGCGCAUCCGCAAACAAUGUGAGGGCAAACGCUUGCCGGCAGAGACUGCGAAGACCAGCCUGUGUGAUGCCUUCUCUCAGACUGCUGGCUGCUUGUCACUUGCUGAAGAAGUUCGUGAGUUCUACUUGUUCCAUGGAACAAGACCAUCAGCGGCGAAUCAGAUUUGCAGCUCCGAUUUCCGUGUAGACAUGGCCGGAUCUCAAACAGGAACUCUCUACGGGAAGGGGCUUUACUUUGCCGAAGCUUCCAGUAAGGCGGAUGAAUAUGCUUCUGACGACAAAGAGGGCCUUUACACUGGCCUGUUCUGCAUGUUGCUAUGCAGAGUUACAUGCGGCGACUGGAUCUACACCGACGAAGCGAAGCCCGAUGUUGGAGCUCUUGUGCAAGACAUUCGGCAAGGUCAUCAUGAUUCAGUUCUGGGAGAUCGCGAGAAAGCUCGGGGAACGUACAGGGAGUUCAUUGUUUUCAACAGUGACCAGGUUUACCCCGAGUACAUCAUCAUCUACAAGCGUAAGGAGGCGGAAGAGAUAUCAGCUGUGUAG
This is a messenger RNA of Symbiodinium natans, 1947 nucleotides long. NCBI's taxonomy places the organism in Eukaryota, Dinophyceae, Suessiales, Symbiodiniaceae. The record is from the annotation of a GenBank genome assembly.